This is a messenger RNA of Cynoglossus semilaevis (tongue sole), 954 nucleotides long. RefSeq names its product IQ domain-containing protein K-like. Lineage: Eukaryota; Metazoa; Chordata; Actinopteri; Pleuronectiformes; Cynoglossidae. Gene Ontology annotation, molecular function: protein binding. The coding region runs from base 112 to 834 and encodes 240 amino acids. The transcript has a single exon. The record is from RefSeq and is a predicted model, not a curated record.
UUCCUUUGAAGUGAAAGAACAUCACAAAAGAUGACACACCGUGACUAACCACUGUACCUAUGUAAAGGUACGGCAAGGACAAUAAUGAUCAAAUAUGCGUAACGUUCACCGAUGACCGAUAACGAAACGGUGGUUAAGAACCCCAGCAAGAUAAUGGUGACAAAUAAUUGUACCAGAAACUCACUUUGGGAACAGGUGUGCGAAGAGUAUGAGAAUAAGCAUCUGGCUCCUACCAGCAAAGAUGGGACUGAGAAGGGCACACGGGUUUCACCAUCAGCUGCAUCACUCCAGCAUCCUAUCACAAGGUUUAUGCAAAGAAAUGUUUUCCCGGUCUUAUUUACUGGACUGGAUGCCUUAUUGAGCGAGGGUCAGAAACAUGGCUGUUUUCAGAGGAAAACCACAGCAUUCAACCCGUGUGACUUCCUAACCGAGUGGCUGUAUAAUCAUAACCCCUGCAGAGACGGACAGGUCUCGGUGAAGCUCUGGGACAUUCCCUUCGCGCAGAAUUGGCUCAUUGCCCACCCUAGGCGCCCGCUCCCGUUGUUCCUGCGGCUGAGCGAAGAGCAGGCCGCGCUGCUCAUUCAAGCUUUCUGGAGGGGAUAUAAAAUCAGAGUGCGCCAAGACGUGCAAGAGUUGCGCAAGUGGCAGAAACAACUGAGAGAAAACCGGGACAUUGUCAGAACCGUGUGGCAGUUUUGGUCCAGGCAGGAAAGACGACUGGGCGUGACGAUGAACGACCUCCCAGAAGUCCCCUUUUCUGGUAAUUCCGAUGUGUCUGUUCACGUGGUUUUUCCAAGCCCCAGGGCUCAAUGUUCCACACCGGUACCGCACUGAUGACAUCAGAAAAUAGAAUUGACUGAAAAAAACGGUGCUGUCGUUUAACGGUUGACGACCACUUUGUGUGUCAGCUACCGUAGCUAGUCAGCUUUUCUUUACAGCGUAUAUAUAUAUAUA